AUGAACGCCGCCGCGGGCAGCGCUGACCCCGAUAACGCCUUGCUGAUUUUUAGCUGCAUCCUCACAAUUCACGUCACCCGCUUCGUCUUCCUCGAUAACCCCUCGCUGCCCGAGCGCCAGCACAUCGCCAAGCAGUUACCAGUUUCUGAGCCGUUGCGCCUGGCCGUCAUCGCCGAUUGCGACGACGCCGCAGACGAACUGCUGCGCGCCCUCGUCCAGCUCGCUACCCCCGGUCUGCAGCAAGUCUUCAGCCACUGCGACUUCGACACCCACGCUGAUCUGCUCGCCUGGCUUCGCGUCUAUCACACCAUUUCCGCCGCGACUUAUACCAACUGGCCGGGCCGCAGCAUGACCCAAGUCCGCGGAGAGGCCGCUAUCCCGACCCUUUGUCACUGCCCUGCCUUUUCUUGUCCCCGUGAUGCGCUGGCGCGAAAGUCACGAUCCCCGUGCUCGCCCCCACCCCCUUGA
Alternaria atra is the source of this 468-nucleotide messenger RNA. RefSeq lists its product as uncharacterized. Bases 1 to 468 code for a protein of 155 amino acids. The transcript has a single exon. Lineage: Eukaryota; Fungi; Ascomycota; Dothideomycetes; Pleosporales; Pleosporaceae. The record is from RefSeq and is a predicted model, not a curated record.